AUUUUGAAACCACCGAUGUUCGCCCGUCUGAGAAAACUGGUUUGCGAGGGACAGAAGAGCGGUAGUUUGGGGUUUUGGUGUGUGCAAGACUGUGAUGGGGGCCGGUGUGGCCAGUAGGGAGAGACAGUGAGGUGUGUGCGCGCGUCUGUGUGUGAGAGAGCGCGAGAGAGCAAGAGAGGGAGAGAGAGAGAGAGAGAGAGAGAGAGAGAGAGAGACUGCCGUUGGUCCGUUUUUUUUAUGCACGCCGUGGAGAGACUCUUGCACCCUCGGCACCUCCUCCUUCUCAGCAUCUCGUCGCCACCACUCGCCUUAGUGCGCUGCGGACCGCCGCUGCUGCUCCUGCCUUUGUCUCGGGCAACGCCGUGAACGCGCCGCGCACGCGGAGCCCACCGGACGCAGCAGCUCUCGCGCUCUUCACUGUGAGGUGGACCGUACACAGCCAUGGAGCUCCGGGGGAGCGUCCUGCUCUUGCUUUUAGCAGCUUUACAGAUCUCCACGGAAGGUAAAGGGUCCCCAGCAUGCAGGUCUGGGUUUACGGAAGAUUUGUACCAUGCAACAGUGUCUGAGAAAGUGGUGGAAGGGCAGCCUCUUCUGAAUGUGAGAUUUGUGGACUGCAGCCAAAGAGGGCACCUACAGUACAAGACCAGCAACCCCACAGAUUUCCGGAUAGGUGAAGAUGGAGUGGUGUAUGCUGCAAGAAGCUUCCAUGCCUCUUCAAUUCCAGCAACAUAUCUGGUGGUGAAAGCACAGGACUCAACAACUCAGGAGGUGUGGCAAACGCGAGUACAGCUAACGCCCAGGAUAGAUGGAACGGUGCAGUUUGGGCAGGGUGAUGGAGUGCCCCAGUGGGUCCAGGAGAUCGUGUACCCGCCACAGAGUGCCAGUGGGGCUGGCUCCCUGAAGCGCAUGAAGAGAGAUUGGGUUAUCCCCCCCAUCAAUGUGCCCGAGAAUUCAAGGGGGCCUUUCCCACAGGAGCUUGUCAGAAUCCGGUCCGACCGCGAUAAGAACCGCCUGCUGCGGUACAGCGUCACAGGACCAGGCGCUGACCAGCCUCCGACCGGGAUCUUUAUCAUUAAUCCAAUUUCGGGACAGCUGUCUGUGACCAAGCCCCUGGAUCGGGAGCAGAUAUCUACAUUUCACCUGCGGGCCCAUGCAGUGGACCUAAACGGAAACCAAGUGGAAAACCCCAUCGACAUUGUGAUCAAUGUGAUUGACAUGAAUGACAACCGGCCAGAGUUUGUACACCAAAUCUGGAAUGGCACAGUCCCAGAGGGAUCCAGGCCAGGAACACUAGUAAUGACGGUCACAGCAGUUGACAAGGACGAUCCCAACACAGCCAACGGAAUUUUACGGUACAAGAUACUGUCUCAAAACCCAGAAAGCCCCAGUGCCAACAUGUUUACCAUCAACAAUAAGACAGGAGGCAUCAUAACUGUAGCAGCUGGGCUCGACAGAGAGAAAGUACCACAGUAUACUUUAAUAAUUCAGGCAACUGACAUGGAGGGAAACCCAACAUAUGGACUAUCUAACACAGCAACUGCUGUUAUCAAAGUCACAGAUGUCAAUGACAACCCUCCUGAGUUCACCACCGAUACUUUUUAUGGGGAAGUGCCAGAAAACCGAGUGAAUGUCAUCGUGGCCAACUUGACAGUGACUGAUAAAGACCAGCCCAACACACCUGCCUGGAAUGUAAUGUAUAAGAUCACCGGAGGGGAUCCUACUGGCAGGUUUUCUGUCCCCACAGACCCCACGACUAAUGAGGGCUUAGUUACCGUUGUCAAGCCUAUUGACUAUGAGACAACCAGGACAUUUGUGCUCACGGUGGUAGCGGAAAAUGAGGUGCCUCUGGCCAGGAACACCCAUCUUUCUCGUCAGUCAACUGCGACUGUCUCCAUUAAAGUUAUCGACGUGAACGAGAGCCCUUAUUUUGAACCCAACCCCAAACUCAUCCGACUGGAGGAAGGCUUACCAGCCGAAUCGAUGUUAACAACCUUUACAGCCCAAGACCCUGACCGCUUCAUGCAGCAGACAAUACGAUAUUCCAAACUGUCGGAUCCUGCAGGCUGGUUGAAAAUAGACCCCAGCAAUGGCCGGAUUUCUACAAUUGCGAUUCUCGACCGAGAGUCACCUUAUGUGAAAAAUAAUUUCUAUAAUGCAACAUUUCUUGCAUCUGACAAUGGAAUUCCUCCAGCCAGUGGCACAGGUACCCUGCAGAUCCUGCUCCUGGACAUCAAUGACAACGCCCCCCACGUGUUCCCCCAGGAGGCAGAGGUGUGUGAGAAACCAGAGCCCAAUGCCAUCAACAUCACAGCCGUGGAUGCUGACCUCAACCCCAACGCUGGGCCAUUUGCCUUUGAGCUCGCCAGCAGGCCUUCAGACGUCAGGAGAAACUGGACCCUCACACGACUUAGUGGUGACUACGCCCAGCUAAGUCUGAAGAUUGGAUUCCUGGAAAGUGGGAUUUAUGAGAUCCCCAUCAUCAUCACAGACUCAGGAAAUCUUCCCAUGUCCAACACUUCACAUCUGCGGGUCAAAGUGUGCCAGUGUGACCACAACGGUGAUUGCACAGAUGUAGAACGUAUUGUGGCUACCGGCCUGGGGACUGGGGCCAUCAUCGCCAUCCUUCUGUGCAUCAUCAUCCUGCUCAUAUUGGUGUUGUUCUUCGUGGUGUGGAUGAAGCGGAGAGACAAGGAACGCCAGGCCAAGCAGCUGCUCAUUGACCCCGAGGAUGACGUGCGAGACAAUAUCCUAAAGUACGAUGAGGAGGGUGGUGGUGAGGAAGACCAGGAUUAUGACCUGAGCCAGCUCCAGCAGCCCGACACGGUAGAGCCGGAUGCCAUCAAGCCCGUGGGAAUCAGGCGCCUGGACGAGAGGCCCAUCCACCCUGAGCCGCAGUACCCACUGAGAUCGGCCGCACCACACCCUGGUGACAUCGGUGACUUCAUUAAUGAGGGACUCAAGGCUGCCGACAACGACCCGACAGCUCCACCCUAUGACUCCCUGCUGGUGUUUGACUACGAGGGCAGUGGGUCCACAGCAGGUUCCCUUAGCUCGCUCAACUCCUCUAGCAGUGGGGGUGACCAGGACUACGAUUACCUCAAUGACUGGGGGCCGAGGUUCAGGAAGCUUGCCGACAUGUACGGCGGAUGUGAUGACUAGUCGGCGAGGGGAGUGGAAAGGCAGGGAAAAAAAGAAGUGGCACUUUUCAUGGGACAAGGACAGCUUCUAAAGAAAACAACAUUUCCCGAAGAGAAAAGGAAUAACUGACGACACCGAGGGCAACUACAAAAAUGACAACAACAAUCUUUGGCUUAAUGAUGUAGUCUACUAGCAAAUAUGUUUGUCAGGAGCUUUGGCAUAGGCUGCAAUGUGAUUUCAGCUAAGGAGGAAGAUCGGUAAAGCAGUACGUGUGGAUCGUUGACAUGAAGAUCGCUCAGUUACACUUGAAUUUCACAGUACAGAAGCACUGGGAUUUUAUGUGCCUUUUUGUACAUUUUUGGAUCCGAUAAUUAGUUUUAUGUUCAAGGCUUUAAUGGUACUGAGUUUUGGAGUGAUUUCAAAUUUAAGAAAGUAUGUUAUACUACAGUAUGCUUCAACAUGCUUUUUGGUUACACCAUACUGCUGUUUGUUGAAUAAAAGUAAGUAAAUUAAGGAAAUGAAGGUACCUUUUUGUUAGUGUGGAUGGACAGAAAGAACUAAGAACAGCAAUGUACAGUGCGCUAGUCUUUUAGAUAGAUUUUUUCACUAAAAAAUUAAACUUAUGCAGCUGGUUGCAAAUAAAGGGAGUCAUAAAUCAUUUUGUAGCGGAAUAAGUUUUGUUUCUCUGAAGUGGAAUAGUAA
Scleropages formosus (Asian bonytongue) is the source of this 3840-nucleotide messenger RNA. Its product is annotated as cadherin-2-like. Gene Ontology annotation, cellular component: presynaptic active zone membrane; cytoplasm; intercalated disc. The transcript is spliced from 16 exons. Gene Ontology annotation, biological process: multicellular organism development; homophilic cell-cell adhesion; cell-cell adhesion mediated by cadherin. The record is from RefSeq and is a predicted model, not a curated record. Lineage: Eukaryota; Metazoa; Chordata; Actinopteri; Osteoglossiformes; Osteoglossidae. Bases 442 to 3159 code for a protein of 905 amino acids. Gene Ontology annotation, molecular function: cadherin binding; calcium ion binding; beta-catenin binding.